GAAAAAAAGGUACAAAGAUAUUUGUACAAACGUGUUAAAUUCCGCGUCCUGGUUUCUCUGCUGCUGAGAACCAAUAGCCUUUAAGCUAAUGCUUUGCUCGCUGAGCGCCAGUUUUAGCUGCUUGACCUUAACGCGAGCUUCAACCUAGCUAAUGCUAGUUACCAGGAGGCAGCGUGGACACGCUCGACUUAAUGUCUCAACAUGAAGAAGGUGUUUACUGCAGAACAGAUUUCGGGGUGGUUCACCGUCGGGGCCCCGAUUGGCACCGUUAAAGUCGCUGAAGAAGUACUGAAACAAAAGUCAGACGAGCCACCUUCGACAGAGAGCAGCCUGUCAGAGUCUCCAAAUGGGGGCAGCCUGAAGAAUCUACCAUCUGAUGCAGGGUGUAGGGAUGAACCAGUAUCUGUGCAGAAAUCCUCCUGUAGUUCAUCUCCCGCGCCUCCGCCACUCAGCAGCUACAAGUACCCCAGCUUGCCCAUCACCAAAUACAGGCAGGAGCUAAUUUCCCUCAUAAACCACAACUCGGUAGUGAUCGUCCGAGGAGCCACGGGCAGUGGCAAGACCACGCAGCUGCCACAGUACAUUCUUGACCACUACACCAUGAAAAAUGCCUCCUGCAACAUUGUGGUCACUCAGCCACGUAAAAUUGGAGCCACCAGUAUUGCCCGAUGGGUUGCUACCCAGCGAAAAUGCACCCUGGGUAGUCUGGUAGGAUACCAGGUUGGGCUGGAGAAGAUGGCUACUGAGCACACACGACUCAUCUACAUGACUACAGGAGUGCUGCUGCAGAAACUGGUUAUAGCCAAGUGCCUCACAGAGUUCUCCCACGUCUUUGUCGACGAGGUUCAUGAACGCACAGAGGAGAUGGACUUUCUCCUGCUGGUUUUGAGAAAACUCCUACAUUCCAACUCCCGUUAUGUAAAGAUUAUACUAAUGUCUGCCACCAUAAAUUGCAAGGAGUUUGCUGAAUACUUUGCCACACCAAUUCAGGGCAAAAUGAACCCAGCCUAUGUGUUUAAAGUAGAUGGAGCACCCUAUGCUAUUGAGGAGUUUUAUCUGGAUGACCUCCUAAACCUGUUUCCACUCAGAGUUGACUCACCUCAUUCAGAUGACCCACACAUUUCAGAAGGGUUGUACAAUUUUGCCAUUAAUCUGAUUCAAAGCUUUGAUGAGAUGGAGGUCAAAGAUUCCAGCAAAGCUAAGGAACAAGGUGGGAUGAAUUUGUCAGAAAAAGGAAGCGUGUUGGUUUUCCUCCCUGGUUUACACGAGAUAACCUACAUGAAGGAAGCCUUGACCAAGCUGAGCCAUAAAAGGCUGCAGGUUUAUUCUCUUCACUCUUCUGUGACUCUGGAGGAGCAGAACGGUGUAUUUCUGCCCCCUGUCCCUGGACACAGGAAGGUCAUCCUUUCCACCAAUAUUGCAGAGAGUUCUGUGACUGUUCCAGAUGUUAAAUAUGUAAUUGACUUCUGCCUUGCCCGUCGCUUGGUUUGUGACCAACAAACAAACUAUCAGUCUCUGUGUCUUACCUGGGCAUCCAAAACUAACUGCAACCAGCGCAGAGGCAGGGCAGGUCGCGUCUCCAAGGGGUACUGUUACCGACUUGUCACUAGGGAGUUCUGGAGAAAUCAGAUUCCAGAUUUCAUGACUCCUGAGAUACUGCUCUCCCCAUUAACCUCCAUCAUGCUCAAGGUCAAGCUGCUGGACAUGGGAGAUCCCCGCUCUGUUCUCUCCACAGCUAUCUCACCCCCAAACCUUGAUGACAUUGUGAAGACAGUCCUUCAACUCAAAGAGAUGGGUGCACUUUCUGCAAAAUGUGAUGAUGGGGGUCAAAAUGAGGAUGGUGAGCUAACGUUCCUGGGUCGAGUACUGGCCCACUUGCCUGUGGACCUGUACCUUGGGAAAAUGAUAGUCCUGGGCCAUGUGUUUGGCUGCCUGGAGGAGUGCCUCAUCAUAGCUGCCUCACACUCACUGAAGAGUUUUUUUGCCAUACCAUCCAUGCAAGUGCAUGCUGGCCAAAGGAGCAAGUUGGCCUUUUCCCAAGACACACAGAGUGAUUCCAUAGCGUUUGUCAAUGCUUUUAAGGCGUGGACCUCUUGCAAAAAGAAAGGGCAGCUGAGACACCCAAAGGAUGAGCUGGAAUGGGGAAAAGAGAACUUCAUUCAAAUCAAGAGGAUCAGGGAGGUCGCAGAAUUGUAUGAGGACCUGAAAAAGCGUGUGGCCCAGUUCAACAUGCAUGUGCCAGACGCUCAGCCAUCGGACUACACCAACAGCCACAGGCAGAAGUUCAUUCUCCAGAUCGUCAUUGCUGGUGCCUACUAUUCCAACUACUUCUUGCAAGGGGAAAUGGACGAAAAAAUGGCUUACAGAGAACUAAAUGGCUUUAACCCUAGAACAACUGUGAUGGUGAGGAACCUCCCCCCAUACAGUUUCCUGUACUACAAGCAGCUGCAGUCUCUGUUUCGCCUGUGUGGACAGGUGAAAACCAUUUCCUUCGAGAACUCCAGAGCAUAUGUGGAGUUCUACAGGACAUCACAAGACUCAGGGGUGCUGCCUGAGGUGUACAUUUCCCUCCUCCUCCCUCAGCCUUCCAUGAAACUGUCUGUCUACCCCAUUGAACAAAUAGAAAGACAUGCCGGAAACAGAAACAUAUCUCACAUGAAGUACACAAGGGUAAAUGUGGACUUCCAGACCCAUUCUGUCUGCCCAGUGGGAGUGGUAAGCAGUACGAUUGACCCAGAGAAGCUACCUCCCAACCCCAUGUUUAAUGUGAACAUCACAGAGGUGGUAGAGGUUGGCCAUUUCUGGGGAUUCCAGGCAGAUGAAUCCAGUUUAGAGAAGCAGAGCCACCUGACAGCAGAGAUUAACAAGCGUCAGCUGUGUCCUUUAACUGUGUCACUCUACCCCAACUUACUGUGUCUGGCUCCUUAUUCUGAGGCCCAGGAGCAGGGCCUGUACUAUCGCGCCAAGAUCCUGCACAUACACGGCCACAAAGUGGAGGUGUUCUUCUUGGACUUUGGUAACACUGCAUUUGUGGCCUGCAGCAGCCUCAGAGAGCUCCCUCCUGAUCUUCUGUCUCACCCUUUCCAGGCUCAGGAGUUCCAGGUUAUUGAAAUGUGUCCAUCGCCCAGAUCAAUUAUUCUGGGAAACCAAUGGAGCAGUCGAGCUCGCGACCGCUUCAUCGCCCUGGUGAGCAACCAUUCAGUCCUAGUGUCACUGUACUCCAUCCUUCAUGGCAUAAUGCGUGUGCAGCUAUUCGUCAACAUGGUGACAAUGGACAAAAACAUGGUUGACAUCUUGGUGGAGGAAGGGCAUGCAAUCAAGACAGAAGAGACCUUUGACUCGAGGCAAAACCACGAAGCACUGAUGUCUCUGUACAAGGACUUGGAAACGGGCACAUAUGUCCCAAAUUCUGCCAGCAGCUCCUGGAAGGAUCGCAAGAAAGAAGAGAAGGAGAUCAUUGACAGCCUACUUGCCCACUUUUCCAAGAGCCACCAGUCCUAUUCCAGAACAAAUGUUUGUCUGCAUGGGCCAGUCAGUCCUCACAAAAUACAUUUCCACAGUUUGAGCCACAAAACCUCCUACAAGACUGUGACUAUAGAGAAGAGCAGCAUCAACUCACAGGCCCUGAAUGAAAACCCUCACUACAAACAUCAGAGGAUGCUGGUGGCUGGGACUGUGACUCUCAGCUCCACAGGUACAUUUCUUCGUCUUGGGUGUACCUCCCUCAUGCCAGACAUCCCUGGACUGCCUGCACUCGUUACCAUGCUCUUCACACCGAUCUUGGAGUUACGUACGGAUGAAGCAAGGACCUUCUACAGUGGUGCCCUCUGUGGCUUGGGAUGGAACAGUCAAACGCAAGAGGGCAUCCUACCUGAGCGGGACAUUGAACUGGCCUUCGAUGUCAAAUUUGAUGUUGAGGACAUCACUGAGAUAAAUGGUCUGCGAGUGGCUAUGAACCAUCUGGUGUCUGAAGGGCCCUGUGGCACUCUUCAUCUGGGGCCUCAUAAGAUCAGCCGCCUGCAGGAAGACUGUCGUGACCGCCUCAUAAGAUUGUUCAUGAAGACAAGAGAAGCCGUCGCUCCAGUGUACUAUGAGAAACCAGAGAAAUGGAACCAGGUGGAUCCCUCUCUGAAGCUGGAUAUUGUGGACCCUGGCAGUAAAAAAACAAGAGGUCUUCUCUUCCGUCUACAUCCAGUCACACUCCUGAACAGUUGAAGCCCCACUGUAUUAGUUGUCCUUAUGUUACACUGGUUACGAUGUUGCAGCCGGCAGUGGCCUGGAAGUCUUCCUUUUAUUCUAAGGAUUAUUUUUUUCAAGUUCAAUUGAAACCAACUACAAAUUCCUCAGUAGUAGAUUUGUUUUCCCCAGUUUAAAAAAAGUGGUUGUUAAUAUAAUUUUAAGUUAAUUUGGUUUUUAUUCAUGUACCAGUGCUUCAGCAGUGGGUCAUUAAAAAUAGUUUGCAACAGA
Molecule: messenger RNA, 4467 nt
Organism: Betta splendens (Siamese fighting fish)
Lineage: Eukaryota; Metazoa; Chordata; Actinopteri; Anabantiformes; Osphronemidae
Gene: tdrd9
Product: tudor domain containing 9
Exons: 35
Coding region: 202-4215 (1337 amino acids)
Cellular component (GO): intracellular anatomical structure
Molecular function (GO): RNA binding; ATP binding
Source: RefSeq, a predicted model, not a curated record